CGAGCUCUGCGGAUAAAGCGCUGUCGCCGCAGGAAGGCACAGCACGGGCUCACCGCGACAGUCGCAGGGCACCGCACACGAGUCCCCACACCACGAGGAUGGCACCCGUCGAGGGCAAAAAGGCCAAAAGGGGCAUCCUGGAACGGUUAAACGCCGGCGAGGUUGUGAUCGGAGAUGGAGGCUUUGUCUUUGCGCUGGAGAAGAGGGGCUACGUGAAGGCGGGGCCCUGGACCCCGGAAGCUGCCGUGGAGCACCCAGAGGCAGUGCGCCAGCUGCACCGUGAGUUCCUGCGGGCGGGCUCCAAUGUCAUGCAGACCUUCACCUUCUACGCAAGCGAGGACAAGCUGGAGAACAGGGGCAACUACGUGGCCGAGAAGCUGUCGGGUCAGAAAGUCAAUGAGGCUGCCUGUGACAUCGCACGGCAAGUGGCCGAUGAGGGCGACGCUUUGGUGGCAGGAGGCGUGAGCCAGACCCCGUCCUACCUCAGCUGCAAGAGCGAAGCUGAAGUGAAAAGCAUCUUCCAGCAGCAGCUGGCCGUCUUCAUGAAGAAGAAUGUGGACUUCCUGAUUGCCGAGUAUUUCGAGCACGUUGAAGAGGCCGUGUGGGCAGUGGAGACCUUGAAAACAUCCGGCAAGCCGGUGGCAGCGACCAUGUGCAUCGGGCCUGAGGGCGACCUACACGGUGUGUCCCCUGGCGAGUGUGCCGUGCGCCUGGUGAAAGCAGGGGCGUCCAUCGUGGGUGUGAACUGCCACUUCGACCCCAUGAUGAGCCUGCAGACGGUGAAGCUCAUGAAGGAGGGCCUGGCAGCCGCCCGCCUCCACGCCUACCUGAUGAGCCAGCCCUUGGCCUACCACACCCCGGACUGCAGCAAGCAGGGCUUCAUCGACCUCCCCGAGUUCCCGUUCGGCCUGGAGCCCAGGGUAGCCACCAGAUGGGACAUCCACAAGUACGCGCGGGAGGCCUACAACCUGGGCGUCCGCUACAUCGGCGGCUGCUGCGGCUUCGAGCCCUACCACAUCAGGGCCAUCGCCGAGGAGCUGGCGCCAGAGAGGGGCUUCUUGCCCCCGGCCUCGGAAAAGCAUGGCAGCUGGGGCAGCGGCCUGGACAUGCACACCAAACCCUGGAUCCGAGCGCGGGCCAGGAGGGAGUACUGGGAGAACCUUCGGAUCGCCUCGGGCAGGCCGUACAGUCCUGCUAUGUCCAAGCCGGAUGCCUGGGGGGUGACCAAGGGCACGGCGGAGCUGAUGCAGCAGAAGGAAGCCACCACGGAGCAGCAGCUCAGGGAGCUGUUUCACAAACAGAAGAUCCAGUCUGCCAAGUAGCCGCAGCGCCCCGGGCCCGCGGAGGAACAAGGCCAUUGUUCCCCCUUGCCAGUGGCAUCACUGGCUGAGCUUAAGAGAAUUGCAAGUAGCACUUGAUAGCUUUAGAAGCUUGCUUUAUAAGUUCACUAAGAAGCAAAAAAAAAAAAAAAAAAAGAGUAGGAAUGGGUUUGUCCAGCACCUACCAGGUACGAGGUGUUAUGUGAAUGUCAUGGAAGUGCUGUGGCCGCUUCAGGGGACAUCGACUGUCACAGCGACUUAGUCCCCGUCGGGGCCAGAGCACUGUGGGAAGUGACUUCCAAGCCUUCCUAAGAAACCCACCUUAGAUAAUGAGCCAAUCACCACUGAAAUAAAACGUGUGAUCCGUU
Lepus europaeus (European hare) is the source of this 1687-nucleotide messenger RNA. It is a transcript of the gene BHMT, whose product is annotated as betaine--homocysteine S-methyltransferase. Gene Ontology annotation, molecular function: zinc ion binding; betaine-homocysteine S-methyltransferase activity. The coding region runs from base 99 to 1322 and encodes 407 amino acids. The record is from RefSeq and is a predicted model, not a curated record. Lineage: Eukaryota; Metazoa; Chordata; Mammalia; Lagomorpha; Leporidae. The transcript is spliced from 8 exons.